Messenger RNA from Trichoderma harzianum CBS 226.95, 810 nucleotides. RefSeq lists its product as hypothetical. The transcript is spliced from 2 exons. Bases 1 to 810 code for a protein of 269 amino acids. Lineage: Eukaryota; Fungi; Ascomycota; Sordariomycetes; Hypocreales; Hypocreaceae. Gene Ontology annotation, cellular component: plasma membrane. The record is from RefSeq and is a predicted model, not a curated record. Gene Ontology annotation, molecular function: acetate transmembrane transporter activity.
AUGGGCUCUGGACAGCAGUUCCAGCCCCAACAGUAUCAACAAUAUCCGGGCUAUGGACAAUUUAUUCCAUUUAGCAACACCCAAGAUCCUCGGGGCGGACCUCACCAGGCCAUGAUCUCCCAAGUCUACCAACCUACCCUUGGUAAGAUUGGUAACCCAGGUCCUCUUGGUCUGAUCGGUUUCGCUUUGACGACCUUCGUGCUCGGACUUUACCAGUGCGGUGCUGGUCUCCCUAAUUCCAACCCAUUGGGCAACGUCGGCCCUGAUCAGGCUGUCUUCGGUGUGGCUGUCUUCUUCGGAGGCAUGGCUCAGUUUGUUGCUGGCGUCAUGGAAUUUGUCCUUGGCAAUACCUUCGGUUGUACUCUCCACUGUUCAUACGGGGCUUUCUGGCUUGCCUUUGCCAUGUUCUCAGUCCCUACACUGGGCAUCCAGGCCGCCUAUAACGGAGAUCAGCGUGCCUUUAGCUUUGCUGUUGGCAUUUUCCUCAUCAUAUGGUGCUUCCUCACCAUCAUCUUCUUUGUUGCGGCGCUCAAGACAAACUUUACCAUCUUGAUGGUGCUUGGCCUGCUUGCGCUGUCUUUCUUCUUCCUCAGCAUUGCGCAGUUCGUCUCAACGGAGCACACCACUGCAGCGGUGCGACUGAACCGAGCCGGUGGUGCCUUUGCCGUCUUCUGUGCCAUGUUUGCAUUCUACGCUGGAGCGGCAGGCCUCAUGCUCAAAGACACAACCUUUGUUACCUUCCCACUUGGAGAGAUUCCAUAUCCCUCAGUCAAGCGAGAGAGGGCCGCGGCGGCGGCGAAGAAUGUUUAG